AUGAAGAGACCUAAAUUAGGUGAUCGAACAGGAUCUACAGAAUCAAUCACAAGAACUCUGGUAUCACUGAAGGCAUCGAAUCGGUUCACGAUCCAGACCAAUGCCCGAGCAGCCAACGGAACACCCACUAAUAUUCCCAAUGCAUCUACCCCGGUAAGACGCACAAGUGGCUCGAACGUGUCGGGGUUUGCGUCGACGCCCGCUCUCACGUCGCUUGAUAUGGGCAAGAAGCGGUUGGUGGACCAGUUCUACAGCACCUACAAGGAUCCCCAAACAUCAAGUGGUACAGACCUUACCCAGUACUUCAGGAAUGGAUUGAAUGUAUCGCCGUCGACCGAAAAGACCUUUAGAUUCACCAAUUACGUGGCAGGGGCCGGAUCUACCAGUGAAGAUUCGCUCCCGUCUGAUGCCAUCAGUGACUUGGUGCAAUCGGGAGGAUUUGCCUAUAUUCCCAUGCAGAACCAUCCGAGCCACGACGAAUCGUUGACAAACCAGCUACUCAAUAUCGACUCGUUUACAACAGAUAACGAGAACCCCGAGGAUGUGGCCAACGGCCUUGCAGACAUUUCUCUGUCGCUCAGCUCCACACUCCUCUCCCACACACGAGACUCAUUUGCCCUGACACCCACCCCUUCCCACGCAUCGCAGGCCGCUGCCAAUCUCGACUCUCUCACCCAAUACCUCAAGGAUGUUCGUCGUUCCACAAUCGAUAUCCUCGCCAACUUGGAUUCGAAUAAGGAUUUCCUCAAGGAAAAAUUCCGGGCUGACAUCAAUAACAGUGUUAGCAAGCUCGAUGAAAUUGUCACUGUGGUCACAUCGUUAGAAUACAGACUCAACCACGUCCGCUCGAAAGUCAAUCGAAACAAACAGAUCAUGUCACAGGACCUUUCUCCCAAAAUAGCAUUACUAGAAAAAAUCGACAAAAGAAUGUCAGAAUACGCUAAGCUUUCAAGAAGAAGACACUUCAGACAAAUAUCUACAUGUGUCUUUCUCUUGUUAGUCCUAAUUCUUCUAUAUACGGUAUAUAUUCGUUAA
Messenger RNA from Debaryomyces fabryi, 1035 nucleotides. RefSeq lists its product as uncharacterized. The transcript has a single exon. Bases 1 to 1035 code for a protein of 344 amino acids. The record is from RefSeq and is a predicted model, not a curated record. Lineage: Eukaryota; Fungi; Ascomycota; Pichiomycetes; Serinales; Debaryomycetaceae.